UGAAUGCUUUGUGGGUCCUCCCUUACACACUACACUAAAACCCCAAUUGCCAUUUGAAUCUCACCUAUUCAUCAUGUCAUCAACUAUCUACUACUACUACUGCUCUUCCUUGUAUUUCUUGAUCAUCUAUUGGAACUUUCAAAAUACAUGGCUUUUCCAGAGUAUCAGAAACAAGGAGAAGGAUCAGCUGGAAGCUCUCCUCUGGUUAAUAGAGAAAAUUCAAUGUCCACAGCCUUUUCGUUCCGGCAUUUUCACUUGAACUUGCUGAUGCUCCUACUUUUAUGCAGCAAUGGUCUCUCCUCAAAUGAUUAUGAUGUUGAAGGUCAUGCUUUAAUAGAGUUGCUGAGGGCUUUGAAAGAUUCCAACAAUAGAAUCAAAGAUUGGAACAUUAAUUUAGUGUCUCCCUGUUUCAGUUGGUCUCAUGUUACAUGCAGAAAUGGAAAUGUCAUAUCCCUGAGCCUAGCUUCUAACGGAUUCUCAGGAACACUUUCACCGUCGAUAACCAAAUUGAAAUUUUUGGUUAGCCUGGAUUUACAAAAUAAUGAUCUAUCUGGUGCCUUACCUGAUUACCUUAGUAGCAUGUCAAAUCUACAAAACUUGAAUCUUGCAAACAAUAGUUUCAAUGGACCUAUUCCACCAGCUUGGGGUCAGCUCAACAAUCUUAAGCAUUUGGACCUGUCCUCCAAUGAUCUGACUGGAGGUAUCCCACUGCAGUUGUUUUCAAUACCAACAUACAAUUUUUCAGGAACUCAUCUUUCUUGUGGCAGUGGUUUUCAGCAGCCCUGUGUUUCUGGUUCCUCUGUCCCAGCAGUUUCCAGCAGAAGACCAAAACUCCAGGUUGUUAUUAUUGGUGCUAGCUGCGGUGCAUUCCUCCUUCUCUUAGUUGGCGCUAUCAUCACAUAUCUAUGCAAUUAUAAGCAUAAACUCAAACAUGAUCAAUUUUUUGAUGUCGAAGGUGACGUUGAGCGAAACAUUUCGUUAGGCCAACUAAGAAGGUUCUCAUGGCGUGAAAUUCAGAUUGCAACAGACAAUUUCAGUGAAAGCAAUAUUAUAGGACAAGGAGGUUUUGGUAAAGUGUACAAGGGCUAUCUUUCGGAUAACACGACAGUGGCAGUGAAAAGACUCACAGAUUACCACAAUCCUGGUGGAGAGGCUGCAUUUCUGAGGGAAGUUCAGUUGAUUAGUGUUGCAGUACAUCGAAAUCUUCUACGUUUGAUCGGGUUCUGUAUAACCUCUUCCGAGAGAAUUCUUGUUUAUCCGUUUAUGCAGAAUCUUAGCGUUGCAUAUCAGUUAAGAGAUUUAAAACCCGGAGAGAAAGCUCUGGAUUGGCCAAUGAGGAGACGAAUAGCAUUUGGAGCAGCCCAUGGUCUUGAGUACCUCCACGAGCAUUGCGACCCUAAGAUCAUUCAUAGAGAUCUAAAGGCAGCAAACAUCCUCCUAGACGAUAACUUUGAGCCCGUUCUUGGAGAUUUCGGACUAGCAAAACUAGUUGAUACGAAACUGACUCAUAUUACAACUCAAGUUCGCGGGACAAUGGGCCACAUUGCCCCUGAAUACUUGUCUACUGGAAAGUCGUCUGAGAAAACGGAUGUCUUCGGAUAUGGCAUCACCCUUUUAGAACUUGUAACGGGGCAACGCGCGAUUGAUUUUUCGCGGCUUGAAGAAGAGGAGGAUGUCUUACUACUGGAUCAUAUCAAGAAACUACUGAGAGAGAAAAGGCUAGGUGACAUUGUGGAUGGAAACAUGAAAACUUAUGAUUCAAAAGAAGUUGAGACAAUCCUUCAAGUUGCAUUGCUUUGCACCCAAAGUUCACCCGAGGAACGUCCGAAAAUGGCAGAAGUGAUUACUAUGCUGAAGGGUGUAGGUUUGGCUGAAAAAUGGGCAGAGUGGGAGCAACUUGAAGAAGUAAGACAUCAACAAUUUUCGCUCAUGUCGCGCCAGUUUAUGUGGGCGGAAGACUCGACGCAUGAUCAAGAAGCUAUACAAUUGUCUCAAGCAAGAUAGAAAAUGCAAGUUGUGAAUAUAACUUCUGCAAUAAUGUGCUUGUUUACUUCGAAGCUCCAGUAUAGCUUUAGCUUUGUUGCUGCUAGGAAUGUGUCAACUAAGUGUAGUUUUUAUCAUAUGCUGUACUAUGGCAUUUUCCUUUGAACCAGGUAUAUAUAGAGAACUCUUACACUAA
This is a messenger RNA of Lycium barbarum (goji berry), 2179 nucleotides long. RefSeq names its product probable LRR receptor-like serine/threonine-protein kinase At5g63710. Gene Ontology annotation, molecular function: protein kinase activity; ATP binding; protein binding. Gene Ontology annotation, biological process: protein phosphorylation. Bases 148 to 2004 code for a protein of 618 amino acids. The record is from RefSeq and is a predicted model, not a curated record. NCBI's taxonomy places the organism in Eukaryota, Viridiplantae, Streptophyta, Magnoliopsida, Solanales, Solanaceae. The transcript has 11 exons.